Messenger RNA from Cataglyphis hispanica, 952 nucleotides. Its product is annotated as cilia- and flagella-associated protein 299-like. The transcript has a single exon. Lineage: Eukaryota; Metazoa; Arthropoda; Insecta; Hymenoptera; Formicidae. The record is from RefSeq and is a predicted model, not a curated record. Bases 119 to 952 code for a protein of 277 amino acids.
UGUCUUGGUUAAUAAAUCUCAGGCAUGACAUUGUCGAUAAAAAUUGUUAUUGCGUGAGUAACAUUCUCGCGAUAACAUAUAGGCGUCAAAGUGUCGAUACUUCGAUAUUCUCGCUGGGAUGUGCAUUUUGCGCGUCUCGAUUGUUUAUAUAGGACAACAAGGUAUUUCAAAUAAGUUGCGCGAUGACACACAAUGUAAAAUUACUGAUUUAAUAGUCUAUCUCUUCUUCAACAUGACAGUCAUCGGGACGCAGAUCGACAGUGAUAGAAGACUGUUGGAUUUUGAAAAUUACGAGGAAUACUUAGACUCGCUAGUGAGUCCGGUGGAUAUCUACUAUCUCCGAAGUAGUAAAACCUCGCGACAUUUGGCCGAGCUCGGUUACCGCUGUACCGGCGAGAUUCUAAGCGAAAGGAACUUUUAUCGUCGCUUACAAAUCGUGAAAAAUCUGCUGUUUCCCGUUUACCGUCCUUACGUACUCACCUACGAAUACAUAACGCCCGUCGGUAGGUUAAUGCAGGAACUUGGUCUACGCGAGCGAUCCAACAGAUUGGGUUAUUUGUCGACUAUCGUAUUCGUCCGUCAGUUCGCCACAAAACUACGACAAUUCGAGGAAUCGGCCUAUAUCGAUUUCAGCGACCGACUCAAAUCGGAAAAUUGGUUGCCGUAUUAUCGCGGCGAGAGAAGAUUAUCGCCGCUCAAGCGAGAUCUUGCGUAUUAUCACUGGAGAACAGGAAGGACAUUCUUGAACGAAACUUGCAAUUACGCACCGAUUGUAGAUCCCAAACGUGGUUUACUGUUUAAAAAUAUUCACGAUAGACAGAUGAUUACUGUCGAUCCGACUGCCGCAUCACCCGGUAUAGACACAACAAGAGUACGGAUACAUUGCCCGUUUUAUGAGCACGUGAUAUUAUAUGAUCAUGUGACCAGAAGCAAAAUCAGCCUUGAAAAUUAG